Messenger RNA from Entrophospora sp. SA101, 237 nucleotides. Lineage: Eukaryota; Fungi; Glomeromycota; Glomeromycetes; Entrophosporales; Entrophosporaceae. The record is from the annotation of a GenBank genome assembly.
AUGUAUGAGAAACGACAACAACAAAAAAAAAAUAAUUUACAAUUCAAUUCAGACAAAAAACAAAAAUUAGAGGAAUCUACUCAAGAAAAUGAACAAAAUAAUAUGCCUUCUCAAAUGCCUCAACCAUCUCAAUCAGAAACUUACAAAGAAAUAGAACCUAUUACUACACUUGAUGAUAAUAGAACCACUUCUUUUGAUGAUGACAAUAUGAAUGAGACAACUCCUGAUGAUCAGUAA